Molecule: messenger RNA, 1464 nt
Organism: Tupaia belangeri chinensis (Chinese tree shrew)
Lineage: Eukaryota; Metazoa; Chordata; Mammalia; Scandentia; Tupaiidae
Product: olfactory receptor 6K2
Exons: 1
Coding region: 181-1464 (427 amino acids)
Biological process (GO): G protein-coupled receptor signaling pathway
Cellular component (GO): membrane
Molecular function (GO): G protein-coupled receptor activity; olfactory receptor activity
Source: RefSeq, a predicted model, not a curated record
UGGUGGGAAAAUCAAUGACAUUUGCAUAUGGGAAAAAACAUUAAAUUAUUUGCUAGUCUUUGAAUGUCUUGUCUAUUUCUGUUUUAUUAAAGCACAAUGAUUUAAAUUAUUUUAAAUAAUGGACCCUUGAGCAGCAGAAUCAUUACCUGGAAAUUUGUCAGAAAUGCAAAUUUUGCGGCCAUGUCUAAAAUCUGCCAAAUUAGAAACUCUCACUAUAAGAACUACCAGUCAGAAUUUCAACAAGCUCUUCAAGUGAUUCAGAUGAAUGCUUAUACUUCAGAAUCACUGGUUCAAAUAUUGGUUGUGUUUUUAGCUAGAUAUUUUACACAUUAUAAAUUAGUUGUAAGCAAUGAUAGAAUUUUAACAUUUCCUUCUUCCAUUGUCUUCGUCCACAUCCUCAAUACAGAGUCUAUCUGGAGGCUGGCUUUUGGUAAGCACAUUUAUUCUCAGAUCAUCUUAGAUUUAGAAGAUGUGAAUGAUUACACUGGGAAUCGAAACCAUCACUUCAAUGUGGAGAUGAGGAGCCCCAAUGGGACCACUGCUCAGGAGUUUAUCUUCUUUGCUUUUCCUCAUUCCUGGGGAGAGUCUGUCAUCUGCUUUGUUCCACUGCUCUUCAUCUAUGCUUUCAUUGUGGUUGGAAACCUGGUCAUCAUCACAGUGGUCCAGCUGAAUACUCACCUGCACACCCCCAUGUACUUCUUCAUUAGCGCACUUUCUUUCCUGGAGAUUUGGUAUACCACGGCCACCAUCCCAGUGAUGCUCUCCAGCCUCCUUAGUGAAAGGAGGAGCAUUUCCUUAAACGGCUGUCUCUUGCAGAUGUAUUUCUUCCAUUCCACAGGCAUCAGUGAGGUCUGCCUCUUGACAGCAAUGGCCUUUGAUCGCUACCUGGCCAUCUGCAACCCUCUUCGCUACCCCACUAUCAUGACCCCCAAGCUAUGUACCCAGCUGACUUUAAGUUGCUGUAUUUGUGGCUUUAUCACUCCCCUCCCUGAGAUAGCUUGGAUCUCUACACUGCCCUUUUGUCGUUCUAAUCGCCUCGAGCAUAUUUUCUGUGACUUUCUCCCAGUGCUGCGCCUGGCCUGCACAGACACACAAGCCAUUGUCAUGAUUCAGGUAGUGGAUAUCAUCCAUGCGGUAGAGAUUAUUACUGCCGUGAUGCUCAUUUUUAUGUCCUACAUUGGUAUUGUGGCUGUGAUUCUACGUAUCCGCUCAGCUGAAGGUCGCCGCAAGGCCUUUUCCACGUGUGUCUCCCACCUGACUGUCUUCUUGCUCUUCUUUGGCAAUGUGGCUCUCAUGUACCUACGCUUCUCUGCCACCUACUCCUUAUUCUGGGAUACAGCCAUCGCUCUGGGUUUUGCUGUUUUGUCCCCGUUCUUCAACCCCAUUAUCUAUAGCCUGAGGAAUAAAGAGAUAAAAGAAGCUAUAAAAAAGCACAUGGAUCAAGCCAAGACCUUUUUCUCAUAA